Messenger RNA from Prorocentrum cordatum, 1776 nucleotides. NCBI's taxonomy places the organism in Eukaryota, Dinophyceae, Prorocentrales, Prorocentraceae. The record is from the annotation of a GenBank genome assembly.
ACCACUUUGGCUGCCCAGUCUCUGUUCCUGACCGAGCCACUCCUUCGCUGCAGGUGCGGAGCCUGGCAGCAAGGGCAGACCGCGACCCUCGAUCUCAGCAUCGGUGCAAUGGCGCCCGGGCGCACAGUCGCCGCUGCCAGCGCCGCGACGGCUCUGACCUUGCGCGUCAGGACUGCCAUGGCGGCAGGUGACGCUGGGGGGUUCUGUUGCUGGGCCGCGGACGACCUCACGGACUUCUGCGGCACCUGCUUGCCGAUGGCCGUCGCGGGGCCCACUAGCUACUGCAGCAAGUCCCAGGCCGCGUGCGGCUCGUGCGGGUCGGCUACCUGGUGCGAGGAGAGCACCAGCAGGGACCAGAAGGCGGUUGCCGGCACCGAGCUGCUCCUGAGUUUCGACGGCACGCAGGCACUCGCCGAGGGCGGCGUCAUCGGGCUGCGGGUGGGCGGCAAGACCUACAACGUCACCGUGGUAGACUCCAGCUUCGAGGCGUUUCCGACGCCGGCUCCCACCCCGGCUCCGACGGCUGCGGCACCAGCACCGACGCCUGCAGCGGCACCGGUCACGGGCACCUUGGUGCCGAAUGUCGAGGCCGUGAAGCAGCACGGCCGGCUGCGCGUCCAAGGCAACAAGAUCGUCGGGGAGCACGGGCUUCCAGUGCGCUUGCGCGGCAUGUCCAUGUUUUGGUCGCAGUGGAUGGGCCAGUAUUGGAACCCGGACACUAUCAGGUGGCUCAAGGAGGAUUGGCACGUGUCAUUCAUCCGCGCCGCCAUGGGCGUUGAGCAGGGCGGCUACUUGGAGAACCCCGGAGAAGAGAAGGCGAAGCUGCAGGCCGUGGUGGACGCCUGCAUCGACGCGGGCAUUUACGUGGUCAUCGAUUGGCACGCCUACCACGGCGAGGACCACGUCGAGGAGGCGAAGGCCUUCUUCGGCGAGAUGGCCCAGAUGUACGGCGACAAACCCCACGUGCUCUUCGAGACCUACAACGAGCCUCAGCAGGUCGACUGGUCGGGCGUCAUCAAGCCGUACCACGAGCAGGUCGUCCCUGUGAUCCGGGAGCACUCCGACAACAUCAUCAUCCUGGGCACCAGGACGUGGUCGCAGGAGGUGGACGUGGCCUCGCAGGACCCGGUCCAGGGCGACAACCUGGCCUACACGGUGCACUUCUACGCCGCUUCCAUGGGCGCCGACCUCCGCGGGAAGGUCUCGACCGCCCUGGCCAACGGCGCGGCCAUCUUCGCCACCGAGUGGGGCACCUGCGAGUACACGGGCGACGGCCGCCUGGACCUGGAGGAGGCCCAGGCCUGGCAGGACUUCAUGGAGGAGAACCACAUCUCGGACUCGAACUGGGCAGUGAGCAACAAGGAGGAGUCGUGCUCCGCGCUGCGCGGCGGAGCCGGUGGGUCCGGGGGCUGGUCGGAAGGCGACCUGUCGGAGUCCGGCAAAUGGGUGCGCAACUCCAUCCGGGAGUACAACUCCGACGAGCCGCUGGCCAGCGUCGGCGCGGCGAGCCAGGUCGCCUCCGGGGGGCAGCUCGAGAAGAUCGUCAUGAAGAAGCACUCCAUGAUGCGCGGCCCUGUCCGCGCUUCGAGCGGCAGCAGCAGCGGGUGGCUGCCGGCCACUGGGGCCGCGGUGGCAGCGUGCGCGGUCGGCGCCCUGGCGCUUGCAGCGAGGGCAGCGCGGACCAGGCACAGAGCGGGGUUGGCGCGCUUUCUGGCCGUUGACGGGCAGCCCAUGGACAUCCCCAGCGGCUCGGAAGCCCUGCCGCAGCCUGAGUGA